AUGGCGAUAUCCUUGCGGAUCACCAAGGAGACGCAGAAGCUCGAAACAGACCCAGUGCCCAGCAUUGAUUGUAAAGAGCACGCCGUCGCAGGCCGGUGGCCCCACAUGGGGAUCCGGGUGGAUUUCCACAUCGUGCUGGAAGGUCCCGAUGGCACGCCCUAUGCUCGUGGACACUACAGCAUGGAGCUCUUCCUCCCCGAGGGCUACCCGAUGGAGCCUCCCAAGGUGCGCUUCCUGACGAAGAUCUACCAUCCGAACAUCGACAAGCUCGGGCGCAUCUGCCUGGACGUGCUGAAGGACAAGUGGAGCCCGGCUCUGCAGAUCAGGACCGUCCUGCUCAGCAUCCAGGCCCUGCUCUCCGCCCCGGAGCCGAGCGACCCUCUCGACACGGGCGUCGCUGACCACUUCAUCAGGGACCGCAAGGGGGCCGAGGAACAGGCGGCACAGUGGAACGGCACGUAUGCCAAGAAGGAGAAGGACUGA
Messenger RNA from Prorocentrum cordatum, 483 nucleotides. NCBI's taxonomy places the organism in Eukaryota, Dinophyceae, Prorocentrales, Prorocentraceae. The record is from the annotation of a GenBank genome assembly.